CCAAACGUCCACAUGAUGGCACUACUGGACAAGUUUUGAUGAGAGGCGCAACAGUGGCUGUUGUCCACAAUUCAACAGUUCAUCAAACGGCCUGCACAGCUUCCAAUUUAAACGGCUAUUUACAGCUUUACAUGUGGCUGCAGUUCAUGAUAUGUUGGAACUGGUGGGAGAUGGAAAAUCCUAUUUCGGUCUUUUAGGGUUUUUUGCUUCUGGUGGAACUGAUGUCUAAGUGGGAAAUGACCACUGUUGAGCUCAAUGAACCAGGUGCAAUUUAUAACAUAUUAAUUGCCGUUUCAGUGUUGUUCUUCACUAAUUGGGCCCAACUGCCAGACGUUUCAUUUAUUUGCGUUAACCUUCCUAAAUUAGGGAGUGCGUCUUCAUUCUAAUGACAUCAGAAUUACUCAAUUUAUGAGUCAUCAGCCUACAUAUUUCCAAAUGAGCCUUGCAGUUAGUUCGGCGAUAUCGUAACUUUAUGUUGUACUUCUUCUGCCUUUCCAUAUGUAAUUACAUUAUGAUUGAUGACCAACAACCUCUCAGAGCUCAAUUGUAAAAGCCAUCACACACGCGCAUUGCAGUAGCACAGGAUAUCACACACACAUUCCGGGCGCAGGUACAGGUCCCUGAGGUGCAGAAGGGCUCGCUUCGCCAAAAGCCUGGUGCCCGCAGCCAUAGCAGCCCUAAACAGGGUGACUCGCUGAGGGAGCCACGAGUCUCGUUUUCAUGUUGUUUUGUCUACUGUUGUGUUUCUGUCUGUCACUGUGUGAUGAUGUGCGUCUUCCCCGUGCCUGGAGUGCUGUGAAAAAGAGCCUCUCCGGGACAACUAGCCUAACUAAUUAUCACAUUGAGGUUCAUUUGGAGGUGGCAACAACAGCAACACGUACUUGUUUUCGGGUCGGCCAAUGUGACACUCAAAUGAGCACGUCACAUCUCUAUAUAUGACACAUAUCCGGAACAGUAAUCAGAAUACUGUAAGGCGUUACCAGCAGAGGUAGCGGCGGUGCGCCGUGCGCUCCGGAGUCUCCAUAAAAGUUAGUGCGCGCAGAGCUGAGCUGUCAGACUAGGAAGAGACGCGGCAGAGCAAAGACUGGAGGCUGAAGUGACUGAUCAGGAUCGAUUUCCACUUUGAGAAAUUAAUACAUUAAUUUCAAGUGUGUGGUGUGCUCCUGUGCAUGACUGACACCUGGCAAAAGCGCACCAACAGGACGCAAUUAAAGCGUAUCAUCCGCCCGAGUCUGGACAGGCUGCUGGUUCUUUUUGUACUGUAUCGGAAUAAGAAGACUGGGGAGCUUUGGCUGCAGGAGAGCGUCGGCUGUGCAGCGGGUGAUGUGCCCACGCUGCUGCGUUGGAAGAAGAAUAAUCGUGUCCGAUUCUAAUAAGGCUGUUUGAUUUCAUCCGAGGGGUGGGGUGGGGGGGGGGGAGCCACCACUCCCGGGUUUUGUUUUCCCGCCAGUCCAGGACGCAAAUGUCUCCAGAUAACAGACACGCCACUGGAUUGUAGCAGCAGCCGCAGAUGGUUUGAAAGGGCGUUAAGGUGCGGGAAGGGAGUGGGACAAUUACAGGAUGAGUGAGCGAUAUACACAGAUCGGAAGUAAAGGGGCUCUACUUGUAAUGGUGCUUGUGAUCAGUGUCUGGGAGAUGACCUUACCAACGGAAGGAACUAGAGCAGUGCACCAUGUCCGAACAGGCACCUGCGAGGUGGUGGCGUUGCAUCGCUGCUGCAACAAGAACAAAAUCGAGGAGCGGUCACAAACUGUGAAGUGCUCCUGCUUUCCCGGGCAAGUGGCCGGCACCACCAGAGCUGCCCCAUCUUGUGUAGAUGCCUCGAUAGUGGAGCAGAAAUGGUGGUGUCAGAUGCAUCCGUGCCUUGAUGGGGAGGAAUGCAAAGUUCUUCCUGAUCUGAAGGGCUGGAGCUGUGCUACAGGGAACAAGAUCAAAACUACUAAGAUAUCCGCGGACAGAGACCAGCUUUGGUAAUGUCAUAUGCUUCACUGCAGAGUCCAGGUAAGACAGUUUGGUGAACCAAAAGUUCUGGUCUUUGUCGGAUCAUCAGAGGAGAAGAGAGUAACAAUAAAAGGACCUUUCUGUAAAUAGAGACUUCCUUUCUUCUGGAUUGCAGUUAAUCUUUGGAAAACUCGGAAUGCUUCUUCUUGAACUCUAUGGACAUCAAAAAGAGGAUCAGUCAGACCAUCUUUUUGAAGGACUCCAUGUGAUUAGCCUUACCGGACAACAGGAAUUAUUCUGACAUUGUACUGCUUGUAGUGGAAGACAAUGGUGAAAUUUGCCUAUGUGUUCAUUUCCAGAGUAUUUAUGUCCUUUACAGGGGAUUCUGCAUCACAAGUUGACCUGGGUGAACAGCAGGUCAGUUUGUUGUAAGCAUCGCAAAUAUUUAAUACAAAAUGUGACUUUGUUUUCUCAGUCAGUUGUGGCUUUAUUCUCUAACGAAAUGUAGUUUCAAAGGUUCAGAUAAAUGAGAAUCUGUGGCUGAGCAGCAGAUAUUCAGGGUGAUUUUCAAAGAAAUACACAAACACAUUCAUAACUGUAUUAUUCAAAUGUUGUGCCAUGACACAGAAAGGGAAAAUUAACCUAAUUAUAAUAUAAUUAAGUGUUAUAUUCAACCCAGAUAUUGUUGAGAAUGUAAGGACAGCUGACCUAAACCUGUGCUGUAAAAAGGUAAAAACUGAUCAAAUCUACCAGCUGUUAACUGACAGAAAAAGUUGGAUCCAGUUGUGGUUUAUUUUUCCUCUGAAUAUCACUCUGCCAUUUCCUAUAGCUUCUGCCAGAUUUUGUUUUUUCUAUCGCCGCUCUGGUGUUCAGAUUCUAGACAACAGCAGUGUAAAUUAAACACACAGCAUCUGGUCGCCAGCUGGAUCAUGACAACAAUGUUCCCUAAACUGUUUUUGACUAGCUAAGUAUGAUUUGCUGAUCUCCUUUCAGUAGGUAUCGCUGACACUUCAUUAAUCUGUGUAAGUGAUUACAUCAGUAAUAAACUAUGGUU
Micropterus salmoides (largemouth bass) is the source of this 2995-nucleotide messenger RNA. RefSeq names its product chemokine-like protein TAFA-2. Bases 1561 to 1974 code for a protein of 137 amino acids. The transcript has 6 exons. Lineage: Eukaryota; Metazoa; Chordata; Actinopteri; Centrarchiformes; Centrarchidae. Gene Ontology annotation, molecular function: receptor ligand activity. The record is from RefSeq and is a predicted model, not a curated record.